Somion occarium is the source of this 2165-nucleotide messenger RNA. Lineage: Eukaryota; Fungi; Basidiomycota; Agaricomycetes; Polyporales; Cerrenaceae. The record is from the annotation of a GenBank genome assembly.
AUGCAGAUAAGAUAAGGAUAUCCCUCCACGAGGCCACCACCUAGUACUCAACUCGAAGAAUCGUUGGUAAGUUCAGAACUCAAUUAAGACCAGCACACGAAAUUGAACCGUGAACCUUGCGAAUAGGUAGAUCGUCUGAAACUUGUUUAUAUGAGUAUAAAUUCGGCUUUGGAAAAGAACGUCAGAUUCCGCGACGCAUGGACCUGACACAAAGAACAAUAACAAGGCCGGUGAUGAGACAUUACAGGACUACGCGAUCCCUACCAUCCAUUCCCUCACUCUUUGAAGAAACGAGCGUACUUCUUUACUUCCAUCAACCGUUACGACACUUCUACGCAAUAAUCGAUUAAAGGGCAGCAUGUCAGUCCGAAGAUCUCCCCGUGUGGCUCUCCAACUGCAACUCAAACUCGCUGAAAAGAAAGCUCAAGAAAGCAAAGCUGCAGCUCAAACCAGACCUAUAAAACGCCCCCGUGUGCGUAAAGCAGGACAUGCGAAAGGUCGUCAGCCUAUUCUCCGUAAAGCUCGGAACUUUCCUCCGGAUCUUCGUGACAGGAUCCUUGAACAGCUAUGGGACCCAAUCAGUAUGAAGUGUCGCGACUACGGUACCUUGCGCGCCUGCGCUCUGAUAAACAAAGACUGGCUGGCCUCCGCUCGCUCUUAUAUUUUUCGAUCAGUCAGCUUCAAGAGUUGGAGAAAUCUCAUGGAUUUUACCAAACUUGUUGUAUCGGAUAGGACGAUUACCAGCUACGUUCGCAAGGUAUAUCUCUACGGAACCUCCUCUCCCACAAAUCCAGACGCAACAGACGCAGGCAACAAGCAAGAAGCCGAUCGGUGGAUCUAUCAAUUCCCAUAUCUGAUUGGUGGAGGCCUAACCGGCCUCAAAGCCAUAGAGCUUUGCUCUUUCACUCGUCGCACUGACGUCUACCCGGAAUUCGAUCAGAUUGAAAUGGAAAGGGACGAGAAUGAGAACUUUGCUACUUGGGUCUUCUCGCUGAGGAUGCUCAAAGGCGUUGAGGUUUUGACCCUUCGGAACUGCAUGAUCAGCAGCAACGCAAUGACUGCCCUCGCUCGUGCUUUCCGACGACUUACUAGCAUCGAGCUUCACCAGGUCGACCUGAAUACUCAGGAUGAUCUGGAUGCUGUUCCGAUUCACGAAAUAGAAGAUCCUCAAAUUGCAGUAGAGACUCCUGCCAGUAAAGCUGUCUCUUACGGCAACGCUGAGCCCCCAGUGCUUUUCACUCUCUGGUACUUGAGACCCCGUUUACAAUCAAUUUACAUCAACAACAACGCCACCCAUAGUUCAUCGCUCAACAUGAAUACCUUGAGGGGCUGGCUUCGACCUCAAGAUGUGACAUCUACCUUGAAGUCUUUGGUCAUCGGUGGUAAAGUCGAAAUGGCGUCUCUUGCUACGUUCAUGAGUGCAUUGGGUACCUGUCGGACUUUGGAGUUCAUAGGAUAUCAUGUCGAUCCUGAACAUCAUGUCGAACUGGACCUCUCAGUGUUUCCAAACCUCAGAACGAUAUCCUUUGCUCCAGGAAACUUUGAAUCCGUAAGAGCUGGGGAAAUACACCGUAUCCUCUGUCGGUUUGAAGUUUCACCGCUGAAGACGAUUCACUUUGUUGGCCUCCAGACUACGGAUAACUUUCAGGCCGAUGGUGCAAAACUGAUUGACGGUCUACUUUCGGGAAAGGCCUUUGGGAAAUUGGAAGUGGUGGAGAUGGAGUGUUCUGCCCGCCGUUUGCCGCCGCUCGUUCGAAAGGCAAAAGUGAAGAGAUUUCCCCGACUGUCAAAACGCGGUAUAUUACAAGUCCGGUGUAAAGCUGUGUAGAUGUGCAUAGACUGCUCUUGCGCUGCGGGCACUAUAAAUAAUAGAUGCGGGCAAUAAACGCUCGAUGUGUGAAGUUAGUCUUUUGGAACCAUGUUCUGCAGAAUAGUGCCUUGUACUUGAGUCGAUUUGUUUCGAUAUUCACUUCCCAGACUUCUCUUUCUCAGUUUGAAUCCACAACGUUAAUGUACAUGUACAUGUUGGGAAUGUCUAGAGCCGGGAUGCUUACUUGGGGCUCGACUUGACGCCUGUCGUGUCCUGCAACUACUUUUCAUUGGUGAAGACUUGUCAGGUGUACGCGAGUGCAAACAUGAUGUUUGAAUCAAUUUAGAAGUUAUAC